GAUAAUCAAACCACUGACAUUAUUAACAAAGGUAGCCACUUCUCCAACUAACCAACAAAUGCAAUAAAAACCCAUUUCUAAAUAUAUGGAAUAAUAUAUAUAUAUUAGUAAAAAAAGAAAAGGUUAUUGGAAAUGAAAUGGGUGCAAUCUUGUCCUGAUUUCCAUGCUUAGCAAGGCACCACCUCCAAUCAACUUCUGCAAAUUUGUCCAAUUCUGCGUGAUUCCGUUAUCUCUUAAAAACGAUGCCCACAGUUAUUAUACAUCUGGUCCUAAACCUACGCCCAUGCCCAUGGCCUCCCUCCAUAAGCUGCUGUCUCAAGACGGCUUCCACCCUCGCAAACCCAUCAAAAAGGUCAACUGGAAAAUUAAAGACGACUCCAUCACUCUCCCCAUCUAUAUCUGCCAUGAUCGCCGGAGCUUCGACUCCUCCUCCUCCCGACCCCGCUCCAUCGCCGCCUCCGAUGCCAAGCCAGUCGCUGACCGACCUGGGCCCGCCAUCGAGGACGUCGCCACCAAGGCCAUGGUCGCUAUCUUGAGCGGAUAUGUCGCCCAGUAUUCGCGAGACCCCAGUUUUCGCGCGAGUACUCGCGAGAAAUGCCGUUGUUGCUGCGAGAGAAGGAAGAAGGCGGAUGCCGAGAUUUUGUCUCUCUUGGAGAUGGGAAUUGAGAGCAUCGAGAGGUUGGUGGAGGUGAGGAGUGAGAAGAUGGAUUUGGAGUCGCUGCAGAGAUGCAUCAAGAUUCUCAACGCCGUCGCCGACUCCACCAAUAACGAUUCAUCAUCAUCAUCUUGUCGGAAGACCAACUCGUACAUCUCAGCCUGCGCGCAUCUCUACUUAUCCAUCGUCUAUAAAAUUGGUAAGAACGACAAGAUUUCAGCUCGGAAUCUGCUGCAGGUUUUCUGCGACGCGCCCUUUCUUGCUCGGACGCGUCUGCUGCCCCAACUCUGGGAGCAUUUCUUUCUGCCCCAUCUUCUUCACCUCAAGAUAUGGUACAGCAACGAGCUCGCAGGUUGUGUCAAUGAUGCCCACAAAGACAAGAAGAUCAAAGGUUUGAACCAGUUGUAUCGUGAGCAAAUGGAUGCCGGCACACUUGAGUUUGCUUUGUACUACAAAGAGUGGCUCAAAGUUGGAGCUCAAGCCCCUUCCCUUCCUACUGUCGCCUUGCCUUCCAAAUCCAAAUCCAACUCCAAAUCAAGAAGGAAAUCAUCCGAGUCUUCCACUUCCCAUCACUCCUCCAGUAGCAAACUGCUGUAUCAAGCAGUUUUUGGUGCAAAUGCAACGAACCAAUCAAUGGACUUUGAUGAUCAAAAUGGAUCUUCAAAAAGUGUAUGGGAUUCUGAGGCCGAAGAUGUCAAGCAUUACAAUUAUAUCCAACAGAAGAAAGCGGUUUCUCACAGAAGAUCAUCCAGUCUAAAUCACCAAGUGCACAAGGCAGAGUUGUGGCCAGACUCCCACAAAUCAGAUUAUUUCAGAUUCUUAGGAUGUCGGACAGAACCAGCAGAGUGUUUCGUGUCCAAAAUUGAGAAAAUCGAGGUUGGUGAGGAUGAGUCGAGUGAUGUGGCAGGCGCCAUUGCAACGGUGUGCUCAUCAGAGAGCUUAACCGAGUGCGAGGGUGCAGUUCGUGCAGUGAGCAAAGCUUGGCUGAGUGGUGACGGGGACACCCGUGCACAGCUGGAGGGCUUGCUAUCUCGAGCUGCAGUGAUACAAGGGAUACUGGAAGUUGUGUACGUGUCGAAUGAUGAUGAGAUCUUGGAGCUAGCAGUGUCGAUUCUGGCAGAAAUGGCGGCCAAGAAUGAGGCGAACAGGCGCUGCAUUUUAGCCUCUGAUCCGCAGCUUGCAGUGACAAUGAGGCUGCUGAGAAGCAGCAGCCUGUUCUUGAAAGCUGCAGCUCUGCUUUACUUGGUGAAGCCCAAGGCGAAGCAGAUGGUGUCGAUGGAGUGGAUUCCGUUAGUGCUCCGAGUUUUGGAGUUUGGUGAUCAGCUGCAGAUACUCUUCACUGUGAAGUGCAGCCCUCACGAGGCAGCUUAUUACUUCCUCAACGAGCUCCUAACGGGGUUUGACGAGGACAAGAAUUUUGAGAACGCGAAGCAGAUCAUUUCUCUCGGAGGAUUAGGCCUGCUGGUGAGAAGGAUGGAUGUGGGGGACAUGCCUGAGAAGACCCGGGCUGCAUCUGUUCUUCGUCUCUGCAUACGAGCAGACGGAAGCUGUCGCCACUUCUUGGUCAAGAACGUCAAGAGAGACGCGAUUCUAAGCCUAUUAGUCCUUGAGCAGUGGCAGGGGCAAGGGCAAGGGCAUGCUCUGGCUUUGCUGUAUGAGUUGCUAUGUGUUAGCAGGAGACACAAGAGGAUAGAGUUGUUGAGUGGACUCAAGGAGGGGUGGAAGUGGUUGAACACCCUCCAGAUUCUGCUGCUGCGCCUCCACAAGGCGCGACCAGAAGAGAGGCCCAUGGUUGCUGUGGUAUUGCUGGAGCUAGACCUUUUUGUGGGCGAUGCAUCCGAGUGCAGCGUCUACAGAGAAGAUGCAGUGGAUGCAAUCAUCGAGGCGCUGGAUUGCUGCGUGAUGGAUGAAAGAAUACAGCAGCAAGUAGCAAGAGCCCUCUUGAUUCUAGGGGGUCGCUUUUCCUACACGGGAGAGGAGGAAGUGGAGAGAUGGCUCUUGAGAAAGGCAGAAAUCAGAGAAAGCUGCAUCCCCUCGCAGAACGAGGAUGAGAAAAUGAGACGAGAGUGGCAGAGGAAAGCGGCAUUAGUCCUGCUUACAAGCGGAAACACAAGGUUGCUUUCUGCUCUAUCCGACUCCCUUGCCAACAGCAUCCCAAGUCUGGCUCGAGCUUGCCUCAUUACAAUCGGCUGGAUCAGCCAUUCGCUUGCUGAUACAGAUCUUCGCCUUGCAGCAUGCUCCAUUAUCGCCCCGCGCUUGAUGGAAUGCCUCGUAGACAACACCAACAACCUUGAGGAAAAGAUUCUGGCCUCAUUUUCAUUACAUAGUCUUACAAAUGGUACAGGUAUGGCAACGUCAUUCUUCACAGAAUCACAUGCACGUGGUGAACUAAUAUUUUCCUCACAAAAUUUGUAUCCAGAUUAUUUUUCGCAGCAGCUCAGAGUUGAGAACAACUUCCUGGGCUGCCUGCAGAAGCUAUCUAGAGCGACAUGGACAGCAAAGGAGCUCAUCACUUUCAUCAAGACCAGUUGUUCAUCAUCUCUGGGGUUUCUCUCUGACUAAAUCUUGUCUUAGAUUCUGAGUGUAAGUAGCCAAUUUGAGUUCUUGUAUAUAAUGAUCUUUUCAUAGAGUAUUUGCUAAUUUUUCUUGAUUCAUUCGUGCAAAAAUGCUUUGUAGUUGACAAAUAUUUUGGAUUCGACAUUCUUGGAGAAGCCUAAGAAAGUAUAUUUAGAUAAAAAAAAAAAAAGAGGCAGGCAAAUUUGUACUCCCUUUUUGGCAUGGUUAUUAAGAAUAAAAUUGAUUAA
Molecule: messenger RNA, 3459 nt
Organism: Salvia miltiorrhiza (redroot sage)
Lineage: Eukaryota; Viridiplantae; Streptophyta; Magnoliopsida; Lamiales; Lamiaceae
Product: putative E3 ubiquitin-protein ligase LIN
Exons: 4
Coding region: 164-3217 (1017 amino acids)
Source: RefSeq, a predicted model, not a curated record